UAGUAGGAUCUACAAUCUACUCUGCGAGAACAAAUGACGCUUUGCAUUUAUGUCAUGAUCUGUUGACAGUUGUGACAGGUGCGGUGGCGACCAACUGGGUUUACAGAACAACAAAUAUACAAUAAAUGUACUAACGUUAGUAUUUUAGUUUAGUUUACAGUCACUAUGCAGAGUGGCACCUUUUUCAAUGAGGUACGGUCAGAGAUUAAUAGAUCCAUCUGUGUUAAGGUCCUCCUAACAGUAUACGCUGAUGAAGACAGCUUGUCGGUCGGAACGUUGGAUAUUAGGUUAUUAAAUUAUUGAGUCUGCGCUAGAGUGUGCAGCUCUCCUUUUCUUUUUCAAAGGUCCUCCUAACAACCAUUGCAAAGCUACGUUCGAUCUGUAUCAGAUCAGCGUCAACUGAAGUGAAAUGGGCAUUUUACUUUCCAUAAUAAAAUGUUACUCUAAAGUAUCUUAAGAAGAUAGAAGCUAAUAAAUAUGUUUUAUGUUUGCUGUAUAUUGUACAGGCUGUAAAUGUGUCUGUACAUUUGUCUAUUGCUGGCAGCACCAAUUCAUUGAGUCAAAUUCUGUGAAUGUAGGCCACUUGGCCAAUAAAAGUUAUUUUGAUUCUGAUAGACAGUAACGUUAAUUCGAAUGUCCUAGCCUCUUCCCAUAUCCCAUACAAUCACGCGUCAGUGGCCCAGGGAGCGUGGGAGAAAGAUAACCCUAUGUUUUCUCAAUAAAAAAAAAACAUGUGCAUUGGCAAGAACCUAGUUAUUUUGUAUAUUUUAUGAAAUAAGAAUAACUCUGAAUUGACGGUCAUUUCAUUUUGUAAAUUUUUUUCAACAUUUUGGUGUGUGUGAUUUGUUGGCUAUUUACGCUGGUAACGCGUAGUCAGGCGCAUCAUAAUUUGGUUUAUGACAUCACAAUGUGAAAUAGGCAACAUAUUUUGAUGUUCUGCAAAAUAAGGCAUAGUCUACAAAUACACUGAAAUGGGAUGUUUGUGUUGCUGUAAAAAGGUAUAUGUCUAUUCUGGGCUAGAAUUUAUCUAAUUCUGUUACAAUUUAGAGUAGAUUCUAUUCUUUUCAGCUAUUCAAGUUCAAAUGUAACAAGUUCAAAUGUAACAAGCUCUGUUGUGAAGCAAGAAAUAUAUUUUAAUAUACAUUUUUAUGUACUAUAUUAGCUACAUAAUGUUUCUCCAAACAGAAAAAGAAGUGCAGAGUUCGCCUCGGGAUUGGGAGCAGCUGCCCAUCGCCGUUCCCAAUCCCACCCAAACUGACACCAUCGGAUGCCAGCAUGGUAACUGCAUCAGUUUGGAAAAAUCGGGAGAAGAAGAGCGUAAAGGAUCACCACCAACUUGAUUCUUCCUUUCCCUCUUUUUUCCAUUUGAAACCGUCUACAACAUCUCUGACGCCCCUCGACCCCUUGUCUGGCCGAACACCAAUUGGCACUCCAUCCCCCUCUCCCCUCUCACCCCCCGGAUCCCCUGCCAGAUCCCCUUCCACUCUCUCCAAGUUCUUCAGCCUCUCUUCCCUCUCCUCUCUCCACAUGUCAUCUCUCUCUUCCUCUUCUUCUUCUUCAGAGGAGGGAUCACAGACCUCCUCCCAUUUUAGUGCUUCCUGUGUUCCCCUGGCUGUCUCAACUCAGUCAUCCUCCUCUGCCACUCCCCCCAGUCCUGCCUGCCCUUCCUCCCCAACCCACGUCUCCUCCCCUGCCCCCCAGUCCUCCUCUCCAAACCCCCUUGACCACCAUGGAGAGACCAACAAAGACAGUGAGACUGCCAGAGAUCUUAUGAGUUCCGAGGUCAAAGAGGUGGGGGCAGUUCUUCCACAAACAAAGAGAAUGGUACCCCUAUUUGCUGGCAUCGCAGGUCUGUAAACGGGUGCCAUUUGUUGGUGCUAUUUUUCUCAAUUCAUCUUUGACAAAUCUUCUCUUUUACCGCUGUCCGUCUCUUGGUCUCUCUCUGCAGAGGCCUCCAUUGACCAGAGGGCUUCCUCUGUCUCCUUGGAGAGGCCAUUGGUCAGGUCUCGGGACGCCAUGGCCCGCCUCCGCAACCUGUUCAGUAAGAGUAGCACCCAGCUGGGGGAGCAGAGCUGCACAGGCGAGGGUGAAGACAACACCAAGCUCCUCGGGUUGCCUAAUAUUGGCAACACCUGCUUCAUGAACUCUGCUCUGCAGUGCCUGCUGGGGCUGCCAGCAUUUUGUAGAGACAUCCUGAGACAGCAGAACACCUGGAGUUCCUACGCCUCCUCUAAACUGCUAUGCUGCUUUGCUGAGUUACAUCAGGCCAGGCUUUCUGGAGGCACUGUCAAUGCUAAGAAAAAGGAAAAGAAGAAAAUCCUUCAAACAGUCAAGCGCUGUCUCUCUGUUGUCAAUGAGGACUAUGAGGACGACGAUGAACAGGAUGCCCAUGAAUGUGUGGUGCUCCUCCUCUUUCAGCUGAAGGAGGAGGGUAUGGCAUUAAAGGGCUCACCAGAGCCAUACACCUGCCCCGUGAAGCAGUUAGAAUUCAAGCUGAAGACUUCCCGUACCUGCACCAGCUGUGGAGUUAUAGUGUAUGGUCAGGAGGAUUACAAUCACUUGUCACUGAGCCUGAGCCAUUACCUGACACACAGCCUGGACCUCUACUUUAAGCCAUCUGCGUUAGAGUGUGCAUGCAGGGUGUGCUCAGGCAGCAUGGCAUCUGUGACUAGGCACUUCCUCACGCUGCCCCGGGUCCUAAUGCUUCAUAUUAAGCGGUUUACUGCAGGCAACUGGGAGCCAGAGAAGGUGGACGAUCCCAUGUCCAUCCCUGCAGAACUGACCCUCCCAGCCCUAUGUGGGGAGACAGCCCCUGUCCAGCAUGGAGCCAGGGCAAGCUCACUGGGGAACAACAACAUGGACAACACAUCUGCAAACUCCCCGAAAGGCACCCUUGAUAAACCAGAGACACCAGCCAGACAAUAUCUACAAAUUGUCAAGUGUGAUCUCACAUCUGGGAGACAACAUGUAUACAGGCCACUACAUCAGUGAUGUUUUGGACAGCCGUGGCAGUGGGUGGCUCUGCCUGGAUGACGCACGUGUCUUGAGGACAGAUGAGGCCACUGUGCUGAGGGCGAGGGCACAGACUGCCUACAUCCUGUUCUAUGUCUGCAGUGGAGCAGGGGAAGGAGACCAGGCCCCUCAGGACCAGGAGAACCCAUCAUAAAACUCAGGGAGAUGCACAGAGCCCAGGGACCACCUGGAGUAACACCUACCACAAUACCAAGAAACAUCAGAUUCAUCGAAUUAGGCUGCCCUAGACCACCAUCAAGCAGCCCUAGACCACGAUCAAGCUGCCCUACACCACCAUCAAGCUGCCCUACACCACCAUCAGGCUGCCCUACACCACCAUCAAGCAGCCCUACACCACCAUCAAGCUGCCCUACACCACCAUCAAGCUGCCCUAUACCACCAUCAAGCUGCCCUAGACCACCAUCAGGCUGCCCUACACCACCAUCAAGCUGCCCUACACCACCAUCAAGCUGCCCUACACCACCAUCAAGCUGCCCUACACCACCAUCAAGUUGCCCUACACCACCAUCAAGCUGCCCUACACCACCAUCAAGCUGCCCUACACCACCAUUAAGCUGCCCUAGACCACCAGGGAAUAAAGCUGCAUGAGACCACCACCAGGCUGCCCCAGACCACCAGGACAUCAGGCUGCCCUAGACCACCAGGCUGCCCUAGACCACCUGGACAUCAGGCUGCCCUAGACCACCAGAGGAAACAGCCUACACCACAAAGCAUGUACCCACUGUAGGCUAUCUACUGUAUGUUUACAAUUAUAUAAAUAUAAAACAUC
This is a messenger RNA of Oncorhynchus tshawytscha (Chinook salmon), 3802 nucleotides long. Its product is annotated as ubiquitin carboxyl-terminal hydrolase 37. Gene Ontology annotation, biological process: G1/S transition of mitotic cell cycle; protein deubiquitination. Gene Ontology annotation, cellular component: cytosol; nucleus. NCBI's taxonomy places the organism in Eukaryota, Metazoa, Chordata, Actinopteri, Salmoniformes, Salmonidae. The transcript is spliced from 13 exons. The coding region runs from base 2017 to 2991 and encodes 324 amino acids. The record is from RefSeq and is a predicted model, not a curated record. Gene Ontology annotation, molecular function: cysteine-type deubiquitinase activity; cysteine-type endopeptidase activity.